Molecule: messenger RNA, 289 nt
Organism: Dentiscutata heterogama
Lineage: Eukaryota; Fungi; Glomeromycota; Glomeromycetes; Diversisporales; Gigasporaceae
Source: the annotation of a GenBank genome assembly
GACUACGUGUCUAUACAACUUGCAGGCAGUUCGUCAUUUGGCCUCUCAUUUGACCCGCUGUCCGUGGGUACGUCCCCAGCAAGUUGUGCGUUUGUGUUUUGUUAUCUGGCUAUAUUCGAUUGACGCGGGACUACGUGUCUAUGCAGUCUGCAGGCAGCUCGUCACUUUUGCUAAUAAUUCGACCCGCUGUCCGUGGGUACGUCCCCAGCAGAUUUGCGCGUUUUUUGAGAGCCAGUCUUUCAUUAUUUCUUCGGAUGUGGAAAGAACGAUGAGUCGAUAUUGCAAGUAA